AAAAUUAAAUUAUGAAUACUCUAAUUUUAAAAAUCUUCCUUGCUUUUUAAAUAUCAAGAUUAAAUUCCUAAUACUUGAGUAUUUACUUGCUACACGUUCUUAUUAUGUUUGGGAAUAGCAUCUUCCCUGAGGAGCUCACAUAUUAGCAGAUGAAUGUUAUGAUCAACACGCCUUUGUUAGAAACCUUUAUUUACAUUUUUAAACAAGAUGGUCAGUCCGGUUUAAUCAGCUGACAAACCCCAGGCAUGAACAAGUAUAGGACUUCAGGGGAAAAACAGUGGUGAGAAAAAAAUUUUGUUUGUUUUUAGAUUUUUUUUGCCCUGCGAUUUAAUUUUGCUUCAGCUUAAUUGCUUUAUACACAUUCUUGUGACAUUGCACGAUUGGGAGGAGGCAGAAAAGGAGGGAGCUGGGCUGACUGUGUGACUGUGCUGUAUGCGUCCAGAAGAGUGUGUUAGCGAGAGGGAGAAUGCAGAAGCAAGCUUGUUUGACCAGAAACAGAACUGCCUGUGACAGAUGAAGAGACAAGCAAGGCUUGGAAUCUGAGAGCAAGCAGAGAGAGUGGAAAUUUACAGCUGCUCUGUGUGAGUGUUCAAGUGAUCAUUUUCUGCUAACAGUUUUCCGGUGGUAACUGUUUCCUCAAAGAGAGACACAGAAAGUCAAGACAGAAUUGUGGAAGGUCUCUGCCACGCUUUGGUAAUAGGAGGCCAGCUCUAUUAAAUGGAAGACAAAGGCUACUUCACCUAAAGUGCUUAGGAACCAAGAGAGCUGUCUUCAGCACCUCACCAUGCGUCGGCUUUUUGUGUCUUAGACAAGCCUGGGUGUUUCUGUAACCUUGCAUUCCUUAUUGGAAGAGUGAUUUCUGUACAUCCAGAAAAAAAAAAAAUGCCUUUGUUUAGCAAAUCACACAAAAACCCAGCAGAAAUCGUGAAAACUCUGAAAGACAACAUGGCUAUUUUGGAAAAGCAAGACAAAAAGACAGACAAGGCCUCAGAAGAAGUGUCAAAAUCACUACAAGCAAUGAAGGAAAUUCUGUGUGGUACAAGUGACAAGGAGCCCCCAACAGAAGCAGUGGCUCAGCUAGCCCAGGAACUCUACAACAGCGGGCUGCUGGUGACUCUCAUAGCUGACCUGCAGCUAAUAGACUUUGAGGGAAAGAAGGAUGUGACCCAGAUAUUUAACAACAUCCUGAGAAGACAGAUAGGCACUCGGAGCCCUACGGUGGAGUACAUCAGUGCUCACCCUCACGUCCUGUUCAUGCUCCUCAAGGGAUAUGAAGCCCCACAGAUUGCCUUACGUUGUGGGAUGAUGCUGAGAGAAUGUAUUCGACACGAGCCACUUGCCAAAAUCAUCCUCUUCUCUAAUCAGUUCAGAGAUUUCUUUAAGUAUGUGGAAUUGUCAACAUUUGACAUUGCUUCAGAUGCCUUUGCUACAUUUAAGGAUUUACUAACCAGACAUAAAGUGUUGGUAGCAGACUUUUUAGAACAAAAUUAUGACACUAUUUUUGAAGAUUAUGAGAAAUUGCUUCAGUCUGAGAAUUAUGUCACUAAAAGACAAUCUUUGAAGCUGCUGGGUGAGCUGAUCCUGGACCGACACAACUUUGCCGUUAUGACAAGGUACAUCAGCAGACCCGAGAACCUGAAGCUAAUGAUGAACCUCCUUCGCGACAAAAGCCCCAAUAUUCAGUUUGAGGCCUUUCAUGUCUUUAAGGUGUUUGUGGCCAGUCCUCAUAAAACGCAGCCAAUUGUGGAGAUCCUGUUAAAAAAUCAACCCAAGCUCAUCGAGUUUCUGAGCACCUUCCAGAAAGAAAGGACGGAUGACGAGCAGUUCACUGAUGAAAAGAACUACUUGAUUAAGCAGAUUCGAGACUUGAAGAAAACUGCCCCUUGAGGACCGGGUUCCGUUCCAGCAGUCCUCCGUCUCACCUGCUCAGUUUGUUCAAUGAGUGUCAUGUCAGCAAGUAAUCAUUCUUGGAAGGCUUUGGAGGUGCCUCUGUUUUUCCUCAAUUCGUUGUUCAGGGUAGAUGGAAUAUAAAUGUUUGAAUGAAAGAAAUUAACCUAGUAUAAUAUAUCUGCUUUAAUCAAGUCUGUGAUUAUUUCUGUGAAAUCAGAGCCAUUGUAUUAGACAGUGAUCAACGCAAUGCUAACCCUUUGUUGAUGAGAAGCCGUAGGGCUGUGCACUUGCAGGCUGGCCCUGGUCACCAUGAGCCGCCAAGGAGGGGCUCAGUGGUGGGUGCCACUGGGUCCUCCAGAGGACCUGAGAUGGGGGGGAGAAUUGGGGGGCAAAAUCGGCUUGCCUCUCUGAACUUAGACAAACAGGUUUCUUAAAUAAGCACUGAAAGAUCAAAAAAGCCGGCUGCUGUGUCCCAUCAUUACACGCUCUUUCUUCCCUGCUUGCUGUCUUUGCCCUGUAACAGUGGCGCCCAACGUCCCAGGCGGAUGCCUCCCUUUCAGCUCCACCCACCACCAUCCCACAUUCCAUCCCACCCAACUCAUGGCCCACAGCCCUCCAACCUGCCCUGCCAUCAGGGUAAACAGGACUGACUUAGUAAAAUUAGGAUGGAGUAGCAGCAGUCACCAGCACAGAGGGCCCAGGCAUGACCUGGUCAGUGAACGGCCUCGAGCAGAUGGUUAAGAACCGCGGCUGUAGAUGCGGCGUCUGCUGGGUCACACUGACUCCUGUAGGGUCGUGAGUGCUUGGGCUGUCUCAGUCGCAUCUGUUGUUAGGUAACGGACAUUCUGUGGCAAAAGCAUGUUUUAGAGCAGGGAUCCUCGCAUCAGGAUGCCUGGCAUGUACGCACCACUUUCCUAACUAGGGAACCUGCCCCCAGGAGGAAAUAAAUGCACAGACAGCUUCUCAAGGUGGCUAAAAACCUCUUUGUCUCAGUUUGUUUUCUAGUAAGCUGUCCCUCUCUAUAACUGCACAUCCAAGUCGUCUUCAGUGACAAAGUAGAGAACAGAAAUAUUUGGUGAUUAAGGAGUUAAUUUGUAUUGUUUCAAACAGGCAUGGAAACAAAAAAACAGAAGGUCAUGGUUUGUUUUCAGACAUCAGGAUGUAAAAUGGAAUCUUAAAGCUGUAUUUACAAAACAUUAAAGGCACAAUUACUAAUCUGUAUGGUUUCAUAAUUCUGUUUCUAAACCAUGUGUUGUUGCUUUCUGUAAGAACCCACGCUGCUUAUAAUACUUGGCUGCUGGGUUCUUUACUUUUAUUCAACCAGCUCAUUCUAUGCUCAGAGGAAAGACAAGUGUGUUCCCCCAUCAGUGCCCUUUGUAGUUUUGCAUCUGAAGAAUUCCCUGGCCACGUCUCACCAGCCUUGGCUGGGGCCCAGGUGUCUGUGUGCUGUGCGCAACCGGAGGCCUGAGCACAUGGUCAGGCCCACCGCAGCUCCUUGGGCAGCGCUCCGGCCAGUGCCCACGCGGAAGGUUCCGCGGACAGCCCCCAGCGGUCUUCAUUCCCGAGUCGCUGAAGUCCUGACAGUCCAAAGGCCCUUAGGAUUUGACUUGUCCAGUUGUGCUUAUUUGAUUAAAAGAGGUAGUGUAAAUAUAAAAAAUGAAGGUGAACUAGCUGUCGGAAAUUUCUUUGGUUGCUUAACACUGCACCACGACCUUGUGGGACACACGUUUCCAGUUGGAAAACAAGGUGUUUUUGUAAUUUCUUGAUAAACAAGAUAUUAUUUCCUCUGGGCUUGAGUUAGCUCUUUCCUAGCAACCCUGUGUCCUAGCUUAGUACUUGCCAAACAGAAAACUAGGGCCUCAGAGGCAAUGGAGGAAGUAGCCGGGGUUGUGUUGUAAUAUAAAUUUAUAACUUAUUAAUGCGAAAGGGGGAGCAGAAAGCUUACAGUCAAAAUACGUUUGUGCAAAGUUCACUGUAAAUAUUGGGAGAAUUGAAUCCCGCAAAGAUCGUAUUUAACAAGCUGUUUCAAAAGCACAUGUUUAAAUGAAGACUGAUUAAAUAAAAAAGUACCACACA
This is a messenger RNA of Loxodonta africana (African savanna elephant), 3966 nucleotides long. RefSeq names its product calcium binding protein 39 like (gene CAB39L). The record is from RefSeq and is a predicted model, not a curated record. Gene Ontology annotation, biological process: intracellular signal transduction. NCBI's taxonomy places the organism in Eukaryota, Metazoa, Chordata, Mammalia, Proboscidea, Elephantidae. Gene Ontology annotation, molecular function: protein serine/threonine kinase activator activity. The coding region runs from base 883 to 1887 and encodes 334 amino acids. The transcript has 9 exons.